Zea mays is the source of this 1573-nucleotide messenger RNA. RefSeq lists its product as uncharacterized. The record is from RefSeq and is a predicted model, not a curated record. Gene Ontology annotation, biological process: protein sumoylation. The transcript has 9 exons. Gene Ontology annotation, molecular function: SUMO activating enzyme activity. Gene Ontology annotation, cellular component: SUMO activating enzyme complex; cytoplasm. The coding region runs from base 438 to 1322 and encodes 294 amino acids. NCBI's taxonomy places the organism in Eukaryota, Viridiplantae, Streptophyta, Magnoliopsida, Poales, Poaceae.
GGUAUAUGCCUGCAUUCAUCAAUUUUUUACUAUUCCUCCAAAAUUUCCAACUCAAGUAUUUUUAGUUUUCUAAUGACCAAAACGCAAGCUUACUCCUGUUAUUAUAUUGAUCACACCAAAGAUCGGAUCACAGGAAGAUUUGUCAUACGUAUUCCGAUAAAAAAUAGCAAAUCCCAAGCCAAAUAAAAACUAGACUAAGCUUCCUUAGCGUGAAUCUGGACCGUCAGCUCUCCGUUCGUCCUCGACGGACGGCUCGAUGACGCAGACCCGUGGACGGCGCACCGGUCCAAAGUCAAAAGGGCAAGAGGGGGCAAAAAGGGAGAAAUUUCCUCUCACAAAACCCUCGCCAGCUUAUCCCCCUUCCUCCCUCACACGAUCUCUCCUCGACGGCUAACCCGGAUUGCCGUCUCAGGCUCGGGAUCCGGGCGCUCGCGGCGAUGGACGGCGGCGGCGGCGCUGGCGGCGCGGAGGGGGAGCUCACGGCGCAGGAGACAGCGCUCUACGACCGCCAGAUCCGCGUCUGGGGCGUCGAUGCCCAGAAGAGACUAAGUAAGGCGCACGUGCUUGUGUGUGGCAUGAACGGAACCACCAUCGAGUUCUGCAAGAAUAUUGUUCUAGCUGGAGUUGGAAGUUUAUCCUUGAUGGAUGAUAAUGUAGUCACAGAGGAGGAUCUGAAUGCAAAUUUCCUAAUUCCUCCUGAUGAGAGCAUAUAUGGUGGUAGAUCUCGAGCCCAAGUUUGCUGCGAGUCUUUGAUAGAUUUCAAUCCUAUGGUUCGAGUUUUUGUUGAAAAGGGUGAUCCAUCAUUAAUUGAUGGAGAAUUCCUUGACAAGUUUGACAUUGUUGUACUUAGCCGUGCAUCUCUUAAAACAAAGAAAAAGCCUGGAGGAGCAACUGAACAACAGGAGUUGACAUAUUCUAGCCUUCAGGAAGCUAUCUCUGUGCCUUGGAAUAGUCUACCGAAGAAGACGGCAAAAUUAUACUUUGCUAUGAGAGUACUGGAGGAUUAUGAAUUAUCUGAAGGGCGCAGCCCUGGCGAAACAACACUUUCUGAUAUAGAUGCAGUUCUGGCUCGGAGGAAGGAUAUGUGUGAUAAAAUGUCUUUGAAUGAGUCUCGUAUUCCUACUACUCUCGUGGAACGACUGCUAGCAGCUGGAAAGAAGGAGCAUCCUCCUGUAUGUGCUAUCCUUGGUGGUAUUCUUGGUCAGGAGGUGAUCAAAUCGAUAUCCUGCAAGGGCGAUCCAGUCAAGAAUUUCUUCUAUUUCGAUGUGGCUGACGGUAAAGGUGUCAUCGAGGAUAUCCCACCACCACCACCUGCAAAAUAAAGCACUCAGCUGCGUAACUCUCGACUCGACUUGGUUCACUAAUCGUUUUCUGUACCCACUCAGCUUCGAACAUGUAGUAGCAACUUUUAGAUCUAGAGCCAUGUGAAAAAAGGCAGGUUUGACUUUAACCCAGAUGUUUAGGGAUUUUUCGAGCAGCAAACUGUGACAGUAUGUAUGCAUUGACAAUUUAAAGCUGAAGUCUGGACCGGUUUCCAUGCUUUUGGGGGCGGAUUUCCUUUGUCGUCCCUUUA